Cottoperca gobio is the source of this 1172-nucleotide messenger RNA. Its product is annotated as ubiquitin-conjugating enzyme E2 E2. The transcript has 6 exons. NCBI's taxonomy places the organism in Eukaryota, Metazoa, Chordata, Actinopteri, Perciformes, Bovichtidae. The record is from RefSeq and is a predicted model, not a curated record. Bases 166 to 774 code for a protein of 202 amino acids.
UCCGGGGCUGCCUCAGUUUUCUGUAAUCGCUUUUCUGCUGCUGCUACCUCCAGUUAAAUAGCUAGGACACGGGAGCGAGCAGACGGCCGUGUGAGGAUAUACUUUUUUCGGUACCUUGGGAUUACCACGCGGAAUUGCAGCAUCGACGGCCAGCCGCCAGGGCCCAUGAUGUCCAGCGAAGUGCAGAGACCGGACGACAGCCCCAGCACCAGCGGGGGAAGCUCAGAUAUUGAACAAAGGGAGUCGGUACCACCUGAACAGGAGCGAGAGCAAGCACAGCCCAAAAAGAAGGAGACCAAGAUCUCGAGUAAAACCGCUGCUAAACUUUCAACUAGUGCCAAGAGGAUUCAGAAAGAGCUCGCCGAAAUAACACUAGACCCACCUCCAAACUGCAGCGCUGGCCCCAAAGGAGACAACAUCUAUGAGUGGAGGUCGACCAUCCUGGGACCCCCGGGCUCCGUGUACGAGGGAGGCGUCUUCUUCCUGGACAUCGCCUUCACGCCAGACUACCCCUUCAAACCCCCCAAGGUAACUUUUCGUACGAGGAUCUAUCACUGCAACAUCAACAGUCAGGGGGUGAUCUGUCUGGACAUCCUGAAGGACAACUGGAGCCCCGCACUCACCAUCUCCAAGGUGCUGCUGUCCAUCUGCUCCCUGCUCACAGACUGUAACCCAGCCGACCCUCUGGUGGGAAGCAUCGCCACACAGUACCUGACCAACAGAACAGAGCAUGACAGAAUAGCCAAACAAUGGACGAAGAGAUACGCCACAUAGACUACCAACUGUCCCCUCGUUUACCUCCCUAGCCCCUCACUGUACCUCUCUCUACCUCUCUCUCUCACCCUUAGUCUGUCAAAGCACACUCACUAAGUGCAACGGUAUACCUUCCCUACUAUCACUCUCCUCCUCUUCCUCCUCCACCCCAACAUAUUAUCUACCUUUUUUCUGUGUUAAAAAAAAAAAAUCAAACAAGACAAAAUAAUGUCCUUUUUGUUUCUUGUUGACUUGAAAGCUUCUUUUUUUAUACAAAGAGUAGAUUGGGAUUUUUAUUUUCCAAUAUCUGAAUGUUGGAAGUAUUGUAUUAGAGGGAAAAAAAAAAAAAAACACAGAAUAUUAUAAAUAUCAUACGCAUUGUCCUCCAGCUAUACAGUAUGUAUUCUCAGUUUCUUAGU